Molecule: messenger RNA, 435 nt
Organism: Bursaphelenchus xylophilus (pine wood nematode)
Lineage: Eukaryota; Metazoa; Nematoda; Chromadorea; Rhabditida; Aphelenchoididae
Source: the annotation of a GenBank genome assembly
AUGGGAGGGGCGUGUGGAGCCAGCCGCAUCUGGGCCCUCAUUUGGUCCCGCAACGAUAACGAGCAGCCUAAUGUGAGAGAGAACGUGGGCGGAAGGACGAAAGAAGAGGGGGGGUUGGAAUGGAAGGUUAGAAAGCGGUCGUGCGUUUGGCCCCGCUGGAAUAUUGGAUCUGUUGGUAUCUUAUUUGUAUUGUGCUCGCGGCCUAUCAAUAAACUAUCGACUGUAACUGUUGGAUUCGGCGUUUGGGGAGUUGAUCAGUUGGGUGGUUGUCCCACUGGUAUCGGGGAAGUAGUAGGGACCUGGAAUCGGCUGGAGGAAGGACCCAACCACGUUCCCAUUUGGCGACCACUAACGGCGGCCACUCUUCGUUCGUGUACCGAUCGUGUUUUUUAUUUCCCAAGGAAGAGCAGUAAUUCCGAAGGAAAUCAGAUUUGA